Messenger RNA from Leptonychotes weddellii (Weddell seal), 1076 nucleotides. RefSeq names its product olfactory receptor family 52 subfamily B member 2 (gene OR52B2). Gene Ontology annotation, molecular function: G protein-coupled receptor activity; olfactory receptor activity. NCBI's taxonomy places the organism in Eukaryota, Metazoa, Chordata, Mammalia, Carnivora, Phocidae. Gene Ontology annotation, cellular component: plasma membrane. The record is from RefSeq and is a predicted model, not a curated record. Gene Ontology annotation, biological process: G protein-coupled receptor signaling pathway.
AUCCUUUCUGUUCCUGUCACUUUCAACAGACUCUUCAGCUUCUGAGUUGUUAUAGAGAGGACCCUAAAGUGCAUCAUGACUCACACCAACCUUACCAUCUUCCAUCCUGCAGUUUUUGUUCUACUGGGCAUCCCUGGGUGGGAGGCUUACCACAUUUGGCUAUCAAUACCCCUCUGCCUCAUGUAUAUCACUGCUGUCCUGGGGAACACCAUCCUGAUAGUGGUCAUCAUCACAGAACAUAAUCUUCAUGAGCCCAUGUACUUCUUCCUCUCUAUGCUGGCCAUCACAGACAUCCUGCUGUCUACCACUACUGUACCCAAAGCUCUAGCCAUCUUUUGGCUCCAUGCCCAUGACAUUGCCUUUGAUGCCUGUGUCACCCAAGUUUUCUUUGUCCAUAUGAUGUUUGUGGGGGAGUCAGCCAUCCUAUUAGCCAUGGCCUUUGACCGCUUUGUGGCCAUCUGUGCCCCCUUGCAUUAUACAACAGUGCUAACAUGGCGUGUUGUGGGAAGGAUUGUUCUGGCCAUUGUCACCCGAAGCUUCUGCAUCAUCUUCCCAGUGAUCUUCUUAUUGAAGCGGCUGCCCUUCUGCCAGACCAACAUCGUUCCCCAUUCCUACUGUGAGCAUAUUGGAGUGGCCCACUUGGCUUGUGCUGACAUCACCAUUAACAUCUGGUAUGGCUUCUCAGUGCCCAUUGUCAUGGUCAUCUUGCACAUGAUCCUCAUUGCUGUGUCUUACUCACUGAUCCUCCGAGCAGUGUUUCGUUUGCCCUCCCAAGAUGCCCGGCACAAGGCCCUCAGCACUUGCGGCUCCCACCUGUGUGUCCUCCUCAUGUUUUAUGUUCCAUCCUUCUUUACAGUAUUGACCCACCGCUUUGGACGUAACAUUCCUCGACAUGUCCAUAUCCUGCUGGCCAAUCUUUAUGUGGUGGUGCCACCGAUGCUCAACCCCAUCGUCUAUGGUGUGAAGACUAAGCAGAUCCGGGAGGGUGUAGCCCACCGGUUCUUUGACAUCAAGACUUGGUGCUGUGCUUCCCCUCUGGGCUAAUGGCUCCCCAUGAAUUUGCACUCCAAGCUUUA